Messenger RNA from Melopsittacus undulatus (budgerigar), 2480 nucleotides. RefSeq names its product achaete-scute family bHLH transcription factor 4 (gene ASCL4). Gene Ontology annotation, molecular function: RNA polymerase II transcription regulatory region sequence-specific DNA binding; protein dimerization activity; DNA-binding transcription factor activity, RNA polymerase II-specific. The transcript has a single exon. Lineage: Eukaryota; Metazoa; Chordata; Aves; Psittaciformes; Psittaculidae. Gene Ontology annotation, biological process: developmental process; regulation of transcription by RNA polymerase II. The record is from RefSeq and is a predicted model, not a curated record. The coding region runs from base 605 to 1171 and encodes 188 amino acids.
ACAAAGCUUGCAGUUGUCUUUUGGAUUUCAUUGUGAAAAGCCUUUGGGUAGUUUUCAGAUGACAGAAGAUCCUUGGUUCCUGAGAGGGAGGAGUUCUGCCAAAACUUUGAAGAUCCCUGUAAACUUUGCAAAUUACCCAUCUUUUGGAGACAAUUAUAUCAAACGAUAUUGUGGAUUACAAUACAUGAGAAGUGUUUAGAGCCUGGAAGAUUAUUUAUGUUUGGCAUUAGCUCUUAUGGUCAUAAUUUCAAGCAGAGAGAAAAGGAAUACACAGGAACCCUCUUAUUAUCUUUUGAAAUAUGAAGAUCAGAGGAAAAGAAGGGUUUAAAGUGUGGAGUGAUGGUCCUCAAAACCUGUCUGUAAAUUAGCUGGUAUCCAACAUCUAUAAAAACAACAAGGCAUAGAGCUGAUUUCCAGGCACAGAGUGGACCUCAUGAGUUGUUAGCAGUGCUUUGAGAUCUGAGUUUUCAUACAUUGCAGGAGGAAAUUGCAGCCUGUGGGCAGAGUGCCCAUACAAAUGUUUCCUCCUUGCUUGAACUGAUACAAGACUUGGAAGCCAAAUUCAGGAACUGACAUUCCACCGGUGGGGAAUAAAAAAAGAAGCAUGGACAGCAGUAAAGAUGAUGAUGGACUACUGAGCAGGAUUGCAUUUCCAGGAGCUAUGUCCCUGGCUAACAGCCACGUGCAUCCCCAUGGAGUCCCCCUAAGAGAGCCCUUUGGGGUUCCCUUCCAUCUGGAUCCAUCUUACUGGGAGCAAGCCUAUGGCGGGCACACAGGUCGCAUCUCCUACAUCCCAUUCCCUGGCUACGUGGGCAUCUAUGACUAUUCCUUUGAGCCUGCCUUCAUUCGAAAGAGGAAUGAGAGGGAAAGGCAGCGGGUGCGCUGCGUGAACGAGGGCUACACACGCCUGAGAGAGCACCUGCCCAAGGAAUUUGCUGACAAGCGCCUCAGCAAAGUGGAGACUCUGAGAGCUGCAAUAAGUUACAUCAAACAUCUACAGAGCUUGCUGGACUGUCAUCCCUUAGGGUCGAACAGUAAAGAAAUACUCUCUGCCAAGGAGCUCCCAGAAGCUCCCAGUCCUGGUCCCCCUCGGGAGUGCAACAGUGAUGGAGAGUCCAAAACCUCAUCAGCUUCAUCCCCCUACAGUGAAUUUGAGGAGAUGGGCAGCUAGGUAACAGCCUGUCUGGAGACAGAAAACUGAAAACCAAAUCUAAAACCCUGGGAAUUUUUCUACAGAUGAAAAUGAAUACCAGGAAAAGGAAAAGCAUCUAGGGAAAAACAGAAAAGGUAUUUUCGAUCUGCCAAAGGACUUUAACUGUUAUCUGUACAAAACCUUAAGAUGAUUUGUAAGCAAACAGAUAUAUCUCAGGUUGCUUCAGCUGUGUUACUAAGCUUCCUUUGGACUGCUAAAACUGAAGCAAUGUUUGCAUUCUAGUUUUCAUUCAGCUUUUAUUCUAUUCAUCUAUUUUCUUUUACCUUUCACUUGAUGAGACAGCAAAAUAAGAUGAAUGCAUUUAAGGAAAUUCCCCUUCCCUUUCUCCUGCUUCCUCCUGUAUGUUUUAUUGGCUGGUUUUCCUGACUGCUAACCUGAGAUGCACUGGCUUGCAAAAACAUGGAGUGGGAAAGGUAAGAUUUAGAUAAAAUGUCUUUCCCUAAAUUUUUAGGAAACUCACAAAAAUACUUUUUUUUUCUGAAAAGGCAAUUAAAAAUAUAAAUGAGGCUAUAUUUGGGAAAUAAUUUAUCUUAUGGCAUCUUUGAAAGUGAAAGAAGCAACUCAUACAUUGGACACUGGCAAUCUGGUGAUUAUUUGAAGGACAGUUUUCAGGAAAAGAAAAUCUGACACUUUCAUUUUAAUCAAUACAAAAAAAGAGGAAACAAAAUUGUGUAAAGCUGCACCUUCAAAAGAAAAGCUCUGCUCAUUAUACUGAAAAAAUGUUGCCAGUCUUUUUCCUCCUUUUCUGAAAAUUGAGUUUGUGGAUAAAAUAGUCUUGACUGUAUCUUUUUGGCAGGUUUGAUAGAAAUACACUUGGAAGUAUGUUCCCGUAGUGGUUAGAUACCAGUGUGUACAAAAGGGGUAACAUUGAAUAUAUCAGUUUACAUCUGCAUGAAAAUUUCGGUAUUUCUCCUUUUGUUUAGAAUAUUGUAAUACUUUUUCAUAGAGUACACCUUUUAAAAUUAGUAUCUCAAAUUCUAUGGACUACCUUUAAUUUGACCAUGUCUACUUAAAAUGAGAAUUUGUCUCCAAAUUGCUCUAAAAUCUUCCUUUCUCUGAGACCAGAUCUAAAUAACAUUUAGCUGUGUCUUAAAUCCCAUGCUGAGUAUGGGUUAAACGUCUUCUUACCCAUACACUUUCAAACAGACUUUUCAAAAUUCUGCCUUUUUGCCCUAUGUUGGUGAAAUGGAUUUGUAUAUUUUAGUCUUUCCUUCAUGUCAUGCUGACUCAACACCUGAAAAAAAUACUUGUGUAUAAAUACUGAUGA